UCUGAGAGGAUGCUUCCAAGGUAUUUAAAGUGUGUUACAGCAGCCAGGGAAUGAGUCUGAGAUGGAGAAUGUGUUUCUGGUGGAGGAUCAGAUGACCACUGACUUGGGACCUCUGUUUUGGGAUGUUAACAGACAGCCCCAUUCUGCUGUAUGCUCUAACAGCUGCUGUGAGGGUGGCUUGUACAGCUUCUGGGGUACGGGCCACGAGCGCAGUCAUCUGUGUACAAGGAGACAUAGGGCACAUAGGGGACAUAGAGGAUGUGCUUGUCCCAACAUAAUUUCUUCGCUGUUGGAAUGGGCUCUGGUGACAUGGAAAAAAGUCCAAGACGACCAGCACCUCCGUGGAAGCACCGCCUGUUGCACGCCACCAGCAUGUUACUUUUCUCACAGAGUGAGCUCCCAUAAACUUUGUCUUCCCAGACUUACCCACAAGGCAGUGGCACGGUGGUUGGCCGAUGCCAGGGCGUGUCCACAUAAUGUGGGCCUGUGCACUGCACCUCUGGGUACCGCUGUAGCUCCAAGAUCCCCUGCCGAGUGAGCCUGGGACCACGGGGACGCCCAGUUAACGGGUGUUACCACGAGGAGGCCCGGCAGGCGUCUUGGUGAAGGAGAGGCUGUAUACUGGCAAGUGAAGGCUUACAUGCAGAGCUUCCCGGUUUGCCACAAGUGCUCGCCAGUGGAAGCAAGCUGUAAGCGAGAGGGUUACAAGCAGGUGGGAAGUAGGCAUGCACCUUCCCUCUAACUACUGCACAACUGCACCAGAUGCAUCAAAACACCCUGUGGGGUACACACACACACACACACACACAGCGGCUGCUCUCAUUGCUGUCUGAUUAAACGCAGCUCUAUUAGGUCAGGAAACAAAAGCGAUGAUGCAUGAGACUGUUUUCUGGUCUCCUCUCUCUCCAGGUUCUUCCUCAAGUUCUUCCUGAAAUGCAACCAGAACUGUCUGAAGAAUGCAGGGAACCCACGAGACAUGAGACGAUUUCAGGUGGUGGUGUCUACCACGGUGAGUGUGGACGGACAUGUCCUCUCUGUGUCUGACAACAUGUUUGUCCACAACAACUCUAAACACGGUCGAAGGGCCAGGAGACAAGACCCUUCAGAAGGAACACCCUCGUACCUGGAGCAUGCCACCCCUUGUAUCAAGGCCAUCAGCCCCAGUGAGGGCUGGACUACAGGCGGGGCUACAGUAAUUAUCAUUGGAGAAAACUUCUUUGAUGGACUUCAGGUCAUAUUUGGUACCAUGCUGGUCUGGAGUGAGCUGAUCACAGCCCACGCCAUCCGGGUGCAGACUCCCCCAAGACACAUCCCUGGGGUUGUAGAGGUCACUCUGUCAUACAAGUCUAAACAGUUCUGCAAGGGCACACCUGGACGCUUCAUAUACACAGGUAAAUACACCUUAAUUUAACACACCUGGACGCUUCAUAUACACAGGUAAAUACACCUUCAUUUAACACACCUGGACGCUUCAUAUACACAGGUAAAUACACCUUAAUUUAACACACCUGAUGCUACAUAUUUCCAGGUAAAUACAUCUUAAUUUAACACACUUGAUGCUACAUAUUCCCAGGUAAAUACACCUUAAUUUAACACACCUGAUGCUACAUAUUUCCAGGUAAAUACAUCUUAAUUUAACACACUUGAUGCUACAUA
Molecule: messenger RNA, 1656 nt
Organism: Oncorhynchus tshawytscha (Chinook salmon)
Lineage: Eukaryota; Metazoa; Chordata; Actinopteri; Salmoniformes; Salmonidae
Product: transcription factor COE1-A-like
Exons: 4
Coding region: 977-1411 (144 amino acids)
Biological process (GO): regulation of transcription by RNA polymerase II
Molecular function (GO): DNA-binding transcription factor activity, RNA polymerase II-specific; RNA polymerase II cis-regulatory region sequence-specific DNA binding
Source: RefSeq, a predicted model, not a curated record